This is a messenger RNA of Funneliformis mosseae, 327 nucleotides long. The record is from the annotation of a GenBank genome assembly. NCBI's taxonomy places the organism in Eukaryota, Fungi, Glomeromycota, Glomeromycetes, Glomerales, Glomeraceae.
AUGACUAGCACUGAACUUGUAACUCUCUCAGAACAGGUAGUCAAAGAAUCAAUUCCAGCCUGUAAGUUAAUUACCUCUGGUAACAAAUUAUCUGCUAGGACAUCAUCAAUAAAAUCGUCUAUGGUAGAUAAACAAACUUUAGCUUCUGAGAAUAUAGAGACAGAGUGUCAAAAAAUUUCUUAUAAUCAAAAAAUAAAGCAAGAUUUGAGACGGGAGCUAUCCUCUACUGAAGUUGAUGAUGGUAAGAUUAAUAAGGUAUUUGAUAUUCAGAUUUCUAAAUUCUCUUUAGAAGCAAUUCUGAUGGGAUAUAGUAAAGUUACAGCAUAG